AUUUAAGAUUACUUUAAAAUUUUGAUUACAUAAAAGUGAAACUCGUGAAUGGAUAAUGCUUCAAGAUACCGACUCUCUUGAAAUAUACUCCUUUGUACAAUUUUGCAGAAUUGUGCUCCAAAUCGAUAGAGGCGAAGAUGGAAGGGAUAGAGCACAAGAUGAUAAGCGUCAAUGGCAUCGAUAUGCACGUUGCAGAGAUGGGUCAAGGUCCAAUUGUACUUCUAAUCCACGGUUUCCCUGAGCUCUGGUACUCUUGGCGCCACCAGAUCAUCUACCUCGCCGCCCACGGGUACCGUGCAGUCGCCCCUGACCUCCGUGGCUACGGAGACACCACCGGUGCACCUAUCGACGAUCCUACCAAGUUCACUACACUUCACGUUGUCGGCGACAUGGUCGCACUCAUCGACGCUCUUGGUGCAGAUAAGGUGUUUGUUGUUGGGCAUGACUGGGGCGCCAUGAUUGCUUGGCGCCUGUGUUUGUUUAGACCUGACAAAGUUAAAGCCUUAGUCAAUUUGAGCGUUCACUUUAGCCCGAGAAACCCUAAACGGAAAACGGUAGAGAAUAUGCGUGCUGCAUACGGAGAUGAUCACUACAUUUGCAGAUUUCAGAAACCAGGGGAAAUUGAAGCUGUGUUGGCGAGUGUUGGAACCAAGAAAGUUGUGGAGAAAUUCUUGACACACCGUGAUAUCAAUCCAAUUUACUUCCCCAAAGGUAAGCCCUUUGGAGAUGCACACGAUACUCCUGUCAUGUUGCCAUCAUGGUUAUCCGAAGAAGAUAUUGAUUAUUACACCAAAAAGUUCGAGCAAACUGGUUUCACUGGAGGAAUAAACUACUACCGUUCUAUGGACCUAAACUGGGAACUGGAAGCGCCAUGGACAGAUGCUAAAGUAAGUGUACCAGUGAAAUUCAUUGUUGGGGAAUUAGAUUUGGUGUAUCAUAUCCCAGGCGUGAAGGAGUACAUAAAUGGUGGUGGAUUCAAGAAAUAUGUGCCUUUGUUGGAUGAAGUUGUGGUGAUCCAAGGUGCAGCUCAUUUCAUCACUCAAGAAACACCAGACAAGGUCAACAAACACAUUUAUGACUUCCUCCAGAAGUUCUAACAUCCCUUAAUGUUAUGAUUUGGGCGAGAUUCCAUGGACAAGUGUAGAAUGAAAGGAAAACGCCAAGGAUAUCAUUGAUCCAUUGACCAUAGCUAUGAAGGAACGGAGAAAAAGAUGUAUAUAUAUGUUUGUUGCUAAAGAUGAAAAAUAUAUAAAAUAA
Messenger RNA from Lactuca saligna, 1257 nucleotides. The record is from the annotation of a GenBank genome assembly. Lineage: Eukaryota; Viridiplantae; Streptophyta; Magnoliopsida; Asterales; Asteraceae.